CUGAGCCCCACGCUAUCCUACUUGUAUACAAUCUGUAAGCUGAUUGGCCACAUUCCAUGAAAUGUACCAAUCCACUCCUCCGUGAAAAUUGUUCUGGUCGAUGAUUCGCAGAAACCCCUCUUUUUUCUAUCAUUUUCUUCCCUGUCUCUCGCUUCUGAUAUUCCACGAAGUAAACAAUCAACCAUGGGUACUUCCGAGCCAUUCCCCGUGUCUUUAUCGGACCUACACUUCCCCUCCACAGAACAACAGACCAUUUCCCAGACUCUCUCCUCGCUGCGCCGGUCAGCCCUCUCCAUCACCAACCGCCUCCGUUCCGUGCAGUCCGAUGCCAGUUUCGUGCAGGAGGUUGCAGACCACUACGAUCUGCCGCUGGUUGCCAAUGAGCGCUGCGGGAGUUGGUAUAUCCCUCCCAACGCCAAGGCUGGCAGCGCAUACUUCAAAAGCACAGACGGCCAUACCGGGCAGUGGGACUUUAGCUUUCGUAGGCUGAAUUUGCAAGUUUUUCCUGUUGCGAGGGAGCACGGGGGAUGUAUUAUCGUGGAUUCUACCCGUCGGGGGAAAUUGAUGCCUGAUGCCCUCUCCAAGACCGUUCCAAUAUGGUGCGCUGUCGUCAAUCGGGCCUUGUUCCCCUCCGAAACGGACUAUCACGCCGUGGAGUUUCCGCCGGAGUAUCUGCCGGCUUCCGAGGAGUCGCAGAUUGAAAACAGAAUUGAUAGUUUUGUCCAGUCUCUCAAGGACCUCAAACUCGACCUAGACAACCUACGUCAACAACUAACCAAACCCAUCCGCGUGGCAUGGGCCAACCGAUCCUACUUCUACCCAACCGACCUACCCAAAGACCCCAAAUACAACCUCAUAGUGCUAUGCUCCGCCUCCAAGCGCGUGCACGGCGCCGAAAUGUCCGAAGGCGGCUACAUCCAAGGCGCGGGGGAUGACAGCGAAGGCUGGGCUCACGGACUCACCCCGCCCGUUUUCUGGGCCAACCAGCCCGUGCUCUUCUCCACGCACGAGGAGGAUUUGCCGUCCGUCAUACAGGACCUCGUGGAUGAACACCGGCGACAGGAUACGGGUCAUCAGGCGAUCCUUGUUGCGCCCACUAAGAAUCUGUAUAUUAGCCAGACGGAUCCAAGCUUGAAUGAGAGUGGGCGCUAUGACCUGGUCAUUGAUUGUAACGGUGGCCCUGAGGCGGAGGCGGUGCAGGGGAAUCCGAGAAGGCUGAAUUUGGGGUGUGGGCAUUCGAAGUUGGGGAGUCGGGAUCUGAGGAAGCAGUUGGAUAAGGUCAAGGAGUUUGUGGAGACGCAGAUGGCUAAGGAUCCGAGUAGUUCGCUGCUUGUGACUUGUGAGACGGGGAAGGAUUUGUCUCCGGCGGCUUUGCUCGCGGUUCUGUGUUUGUUCUACAAUGAUGAUGGCGAGUUUAUCACAUCUCCAGCAAGCCGUGUGAUAGAAAAGCAAUUCAUUCGCCAACGUCUCGCCUGGAUCGUAUCGUCCAAGCACGAUGUCAACCCUUCUCGCUCAACACUUCAAUCAGUCAACGCUUUCUUAAUGUCAUGACGAACACAUGGUAUUAAAUCGAGUCGCUAUCGAACAAAAUGUACAGAACAAAUAUACAAUGCACUUUACUCAUUCUCAACCGCCUCGACAAUAGCCCCCGCACUUCCCUGAUCAAGCGCGUUCAGCACAGCCAUGUCCUCCUCGCUGAUAUCAAAGUCGAAAAUACUAGCGUUGGCAACGAUCCGGACCGGGUCGUCUGUCUUGGGCAGCGGUACCCAUUGCUUCUGCAGAGCGUAGCGAAUCAAGACCUGCUGCGUCGUUUUUCCGUACUUAGUGGCAAGCUCAACCAGCGUAGGGUCGUUGGCUUUGUAGUUGCGAACAAUAGGCGAAUACGCUUCCACAACGAUACCGUUCUUCUUGCAGUACGCAUCGAUCACG
Molecule: messenger RNA, 1929 nt
Organism: Aspergillus glaucus CBS 516.65
Lineage: Eukaryota; Fungi; Ascomycota; Eurotiomycetes; Eurotiales; Aspergillaceae
Product: initiator tRNA phosphoribosyl transferase family protein
Exons: 5
Coding region: 184-1551 (455 amino acids)
Biological process (GO): charged-tRNA amino acid modification
Cellular component (GO): cytoplasm
Molecular function (GO): tRNA adenosine(64)-2'-O-ribosylphosphate transferase activity
Source: RefSeq, a predicted model, not a curated record